AUGUCGACAACUGAGACCGCCACGCCUAUUGGCAUUGCCAAUCUCCCCAACCAGCGACACAAGAUUGUCGCGAAGCGGGGUGCGGCGUUCACAAUUAUGGUUGCUGGAGAGUCGGGAUUGGGAAAGACUACCUUCAUCAACACCCUCUUCUCUACUACUAUUAAGAAUUACGCCGACCACAAACGCCGCCAUCAGAAGCAGGUCGACCGCACUGUCGAGAUUGAGAUCACCAAGGCCGAGCUUGAGGAGAAGUUCUUCAAAGUUCGCCUGACCGUUAUUGAUACCCCCGGCUUCGGUGACUAUGUCAACAACCGUGACUCCUGGCAGCCUAUCAUCGAGUUCCUGGAUGACCAGCACGAGUCUUACAUGCUCCAGGAACAGCAGCCCCGCCGGACGGACAAGAUUGACAUGCGUGUGCACGCCUGCUUGUACUUCAUCCGCCCCACUGGACACACUCUCAAGCCCCUCGACAUUGAGGUCAUGAAGCGCCUGAGCUCGCGUGUUAACUUGAUCCCCGUUGUCGCCAAGGCCGAUACCCUGAGCCACGCCGACCUGCUUCGCUACAAGGAGAGAAUCCGCCGUGUCAUUGAGGCCCAGGGAAUCAAGAUCUACACACCGCCUAUCGAGGAGGAUGAUGAGCACGCCGCUACUCACGCCCGCAGCUUGAUGGCUGCCAUGCCCUUCGCCGUCAUUGGUUCCGAGAAAGACGUUAAGGCUAACGAUGGCCGUGUUGUCAAGGGUCGUCAGUACGCUUGGGGUGUCGCUGAGGUUGAGAACGAGGACCACUGCGACUUCAAGAAGCUCCGAUCGAUCUUGAUCCGCACCCAUAUGCUCGAUCUCAUCCACACUACCGAGGAGCAGCACUACGAGGCCUACCGCGCCCAGCAGAUGGAGACCCGCAAAUUUGGCGAGGCUCGGCCUCGCAAGUUGGACAACCCCAAGUUCAAGGAGGAGGAGGAGAACCUUCGCAAGCGUUUCACCGAGCAGGUCAAGGUCGAAGAGCAGCGCUUCCGCCAGUGGGAGCAGAAGCUUAUCUCCGAGCGCGACCGCCUCAACAAGGACCUGGAGGCCACCCACGCAGCGAUCAAACAACUCGAGGGCGAGAUCGAGAACCUGCAGGGCUCCAGCACCCGCAGCCAUGGUCGUCGUUAA
Molecule: messenger RNA, 1152 nt
Organism: Penicillium pulvis
Lineage: Eukaryota; Fungi; Ascomycota; Eurotiomycetes; Eurotiales; Aspergillaceae
Gene: aspC
Product: septin CDC12
Exons: 7
Coding region: 1-1152 (383 amino acids)
Biological process (GO): cytoskeleton-dependent cytokinesis
Cellular component (GO): septin complex; cytosol; cell division site
Molecular function (GO): GTP binding; GTPase activity; molecular adaptor activity
Source: RefSeq, a predicted model, not a curated record